This is a messenger RNA of Ailuropoda melanoleuca (giant panda), 5525 nucleotides long. RefSeq names its product SLAM family member 8-like. Gene Ontology annotation, cellular component: membrane. Bases 34 to 879 code for a protein of 281 amino acids. The transcript is spliced from 6 exons. The record is from RefSeq and is a predicted model, not a curated record. Lineage: Eukaryota; Metazoa; Chordata; Mammalia; Carnivora; Ursidae.
CCAGACUUAUCUCCAGAAGUCGAGCUGGAGAAGAUGUCUUGGGGCAUUGCAUUAGGGUCCAAUUGGACAGCCAUACUGCAGGUCAUUCCUGGGUCAGAUGUUCCAAAAUGGUUCAACUUCCAGGACAGGUUUGAGAAGAGGGUCCAUGUGCCCAACACAACGACCCUGAGGAUUGAUGACCUGACCCUUGGGGACAGCGGGCUGUACCGGGCUCGAGUCAGCUACAGUAACGGAACAGAAGGUGACCAGGAUUUCCACCUGACGGUCUAUGAGCCUGUGCCCCGUCCCGAGAUCCGGGCCACGGUUCCGUCCCUCACACCAGGCUGGUGCAACGUCACCGUGGAGUGUGACACCACGGGAACCAGGGAGAACCUGACAGUGUCCUGGGAGAGUGAGGGCCUCCCCAGGGAGCUGGAGCAGAGACCGUCCGUGGGACCAGCCCCCAACCCCUGGACCCUGGCUGUGACCCUGCCCCUGAGCCAGCCCCACGCCAGCCUCACCUGUGUGGUCAGCAACCAGGUGGACCAGAAAACUGCCACCCGGGGCCUUGGGGAUGUCUGUGGCCACAGACAGACCACUGCUGACCCUCUGCCAGGCAUCCUGGUGGCUGUUGCGAUCGUGCUGCUGAUCCUGGGAGCUGGACUGUACCUUUGGAAGAGACGUGGGGAGAAGAAGAACGUGGAGCCUGGGAGAGGUGCAGGAUCGCAGGAGGGGCACAGGGACCCGGAUGCUGACAUACUGUAUGCAGAGCUGAGCCAGCCGGAGUCUGGAGACAGGAGGGACAAGGGUAGGGGAGCCCCUGAUCUAGAAGACGAGAGCCCUCUCACCACUGUCUACAGUGAGGUCGGCAGGCCAGGCCAGGCCACAGUUGUGAUUUAAUGGGAAGAAGCAGGAGAAUCCUGCCCUCUGGGGACACCUGUCUCGUGAGCGUGACGCCUGCAGCUCGGGUCCUGCCUCCUCCACCUCUGAGGCUCUGAGCAGGGACUGGAUGGAUCCACCGUCAGUUAUUUCUGUGCUAAAUCGUUCCACACAAGGUCACCGUGAGACACACACAGGGGUAGAUCAUUGGGGAAACUGAGUAAAUAAUUUGUACAAACCUGUUCCAGGACUGCUCAGCCUCAGCUACGUGUCAACCCCUUACGGCCCCGCUCUCCCCCUGGUCUGUACGAGCUCCUCGGGGCUCAGUUAGGACUUUUCCCUAUGCUCCAAGGCCCUUCUCUGGGACAUGUCAUCUCCUGCAUUCUUCUCUCUGGCUCUUCCCCCUGACCCUGCUGGCUCCUCCCCUGCAGCCCUCACCAGGUCUCUGUGCUGCCCCUCUCCACGCCUAAGCCGUCAUUUGGGUCGCCUUACCGGGACCUCUAGAGCACCUGGAAGUGACCUGCAGGUGACACCAUUGACUCCCCUUCCCUGCUCCAGCCACCUGUGACCUCAGAUUCCCUGACGGACCCUGUCCUGGAUCCCCCGCCCACCUGUCGCCCUCCCAGACUCCUCAGCUGUCCUCCCAGGGCUGCUCUUCAGUCACAGGGUGGGGUUUCUGAGCUUUUGGGCAGGACCCUUCCCAUCUCCUGUGUCCUCCUCUCUCUGGGGCCCCUGCCCCGUGGCCUUCAGUGACCAGUGACACCGCUGAUGCCCAGGGAAGUCUCCCCGCCCCAUGCCUUCUGCUCAGCCCCAUCCCUGCCCUCCAGUCCCACCGGCCUCUGAGUGGGGGGUCCCACUCCGCACUGACCUGUGCUGGGCACCUGUGUCCUCCACCAUCUCUGGCUUCCUUGUCUCAGGAAAUGCCCCCCCUCCCGGCUCCUUGCUCCCCACUCAGGGCUGCUGCUGCAGCGCCUCCAAAGUCUCAGGCCCUGUGCCCAGCACCUCCGCUGCAGUGACAGGAUUUUAUUUUCACAAUUUCAGAGGGAAGAAAGAAAUCCGGAGUCUUUACUUGUUUCUGGUACUUACUGAACAGGAAAUAGGCAGAGUUCCCUAGAGCAGCCCACAUGUCCCUCAACUCUCCUUCCCGAACUUUGGGGCUGUGGGGGCAGGCUCCCCCAUCCUCACCCCUGCCCCUGUGUCCUCCUCCAACCUCUCCCCCUGCGGUCACAGUGCCCACUUCCCCUUCUGUAACAUCCGGGACCUGGUGAGAAAGAGCAGGAGCUCCUCUCCCACAGGAAGGAAAGCAGAAGCAAGGAUCACCUGUGUAAUCAGGAAAUAAAUGUGCAUAUUUUGUUUGCAAGAGACAUGGGAGCCGUUCACCUGAGUCCAUGAAAAAUACUGUAAGGUCACCUCUUGGUAAGGGACACAUUUUAUCUCCUUCCUUGCUGUACCCACAAAUGCUGGGGCUCCUGACCCAGGUCCCAGAGCCUGUAGGGGAGGAGUGAGCCAGCAGGGAGCCCAGCUGGGGCUCUUCUUGGAGAAGCAGCUGCAUCCAGGCUGCUCCUCUGUCCCCAGAGCUCUGCCCCUGUUGUGCCCACACAGCAUCUGUCCCCGAUCUCACAGAGCUGUGAGCAUGGCAGCAUGACGACGGCCCCAGGAGCCACCUGUGCCCCCAGCAGAGCCGGGUGUGUGCUCUGGGCUGCCCACAACCACGGAGGCCAGACGUGCUCUGGAGAAGGGGGCAGGUGUCCCUGCCUCGGCCACGGGGGGGUCACCUUACCUGUCCCUGCAGCCAGACUGCCCAGCGUCCCCCAUGCUGGGGAAGGAUAGGGGCAUGGCUGGGGCCAGGUGGCUCUCCCAGGGAUGUCGUUUCUGUCCUUCGACACUGACCCAUAAGACGCUUUCCUGGGAACACGAUGUGAGUCCAGCAGACUUGGGCAGGGCCAGCUCGUGAUGAGCUCAUUUUUAUCAAGAGUCAAAGUUGACAGAACUAAGGGAGCUACUACUGCCGAUUAUUUCCAAGAACAAUUUCUAGGGCUUCUGGGGGCUCAGUGGGUAGAACAUCUGAUUCUUGAUCUCAGGUCUGGAUUCCUGGGUUGUGAGUUCAAGCCUCACGUUCGGUGGGGAGCACACUUGAAAUAAAUAAGUAAAUAAAUAAAGGUAUAAUAUUUAAAACAACCGAAGGACGUGACAUCACAUCCUCAUAUUGAAGUGCAGUUCUCUGUAAGUCUGCGAGGGGAAAGGUCAUGGACGUAUAUUUGCACGUGUCCUCGAGGCGGGACACAGGACUGUUGGCAGAAAACACCAGAAUGCAGAGCCCUUCCCAGCCUUUCAUGGGAUCGGAUUCGGUCCUUUUCCGUGUGUCCUGUGCGUUCCAGGAGGGCACUUGGAGCGUGAACGCCAGGAACACGGAUCCUGUAAGGAUUGUGGCACCAACGUCUCUCCAGCGGUUUUUCUCCGUUUUCCUGUAACUGGAACUCAUCUCCUUCUCAGAGUAAAGAGUCUCUUCUGUAGUCUGUGAGAAUUCCCUUCCUACAUUGCUUAAGUAUCAGUCAGACAGACAGACAGACAGGAGUGGGGCGGCUGGCAGACCCACAGGUGCACACGUCACCCGCCCUUGGGUGAGCUCCUGCCUCCGUCUACACUACACGGUUGGUCUCCGGAAAUUUCCUCCCUCCCAGCUUUUCCUGAAGUCCGGCCACUUGUCUAUCUGUCCAUCAUGUCACAUUUUCCCAAGUAUCACUCAGGUUAGGUUACAGGCACUGAAAGAACCAGUCGAAUGUCUUUAUUAAAGGAGACAGGGGGUGCUGGACAGUGAGGGUCCAGAUGACCGGGACCUGCUCGGCAGGAACUCCACCGGGAGUGAUGGCACCAGAGCUGGUCCAAACACAGGGGGUCACCUGUGGCAGAGACAUCACAGCUCCCACCCCAGCCCCACGGAGUUGGACACCUGCCAGGUCCUAGGAUGGCUGCCUCCACUGCCUGAGGGGACGGCCACUGCCAGCAGCACAGACCCUGUCAUCCCUGCUCCUGCAUCACUAGCUCGAAGAUGAAAGUCUGGGGUGGGGGUAUCUGGCCCCAGGAGCCCCGGUCAUGGGCUAUCUCAGCUGCAAAGGAGGCGGGGGCCAAGGGGGACCCGGCAUUUCCUGCUUCUGUGGGGGGACGGUGACUGUGCCUCAUGAGGGAGACAAUUCCCCAAAUGCGGGAAGGAAGUUCACACACCGAGCAACAGAUACGAAAUCUGUGCCACGUCCUUUCCAUGACCUUCCUGGAACUCGUAAUUAUCUGAACUCACCUGGAGACCCUGUCCCCCCGCGCAGGCUCCCGGACGAGGCCGGGAGCUCCGUGAGAACAGGGACCCGGUCUGCUCAGCCACCACUGUGUCCCCAGCAGCCUCAGCCAUGCCAAGCGCGUCCAGCAUCGACGGCAGGAGGCCGGCUGAGGACCCAACGGGGCACAGACUGUACCAGACAAGGAGAGAUCAGGAAAGAGACAAGGGUCACAGGGCACAGGCCAGCAGAAGGUCGGCGAGACCAGCACCGACAGUGACCGCUGGGUCUGUAAUCGCUUGGGUUCUGAGUGACCUAGUCAGGAGCAGCCUUGGAGGGGCGGGGACCAGACGCCCUGCCGCAGGGUGCUGGGGAUCACGGGGCAGAGCGGGGAGAGCUGUUUCCUCGUGUUGCACACAAACAGAGGGAAACCGGGUGAUUAUCAGCUUCCCUAUUUUGCAGUGUUUUCCCCGAUUAGAGCAAAGUCCACGCUGGCUGUGAGCUGCGGGGGGAAAGAGAGCGCCCGAGGCUGGGAGGUGACAGAUCGGUGCCUGACCCAGCGGUGGGGGCUCUAGGCAAGGUCAGCAACGGAGCAGCAACUCUGCAGCUUGGCCUCCUCGUCUGUGAAACGGAGCGGCUCCUCUGCUUACAAACACGCCUGUGAUGCGAUGGGACCACAGGUCCUACAGCAGCGUCGUGCCUGUCCCCUUCUCUUCCCCAUCGUAGCUAUUCCCUCACCAAAUGUCCAGAUUGCAAUCGACCCCAGUGCCUCCCGCCCCCUGGAAAGGACCGUGGGGCGACUGUCCCGCUGCAGCUGACCCCCUCCUUGGACCCGAACGUCCGAGAGAUGGAGUGGGGUCGGCGUUCUGAGCCUGAGGAAGAAGAGAUCCUGGUGUCCUGGGAGCGUGAGGCCACUGGUCUUGACUGGCAGGAGCUGGAGGAAAACUCCAGGAGCGGACUCUCCCUGACGGAGACGGCGGUUUCAGCAUCUCACUGGGGAAAUGAGUGGAUGGUAUACAGGAGACGUCACAUUCACACAGGAAAAUCCCAGAAGGAAGCCUUCAGACUCUGUGUGUGGCGAGUGGCCACGUUGUGUAGUUGGGACAGAGAUGACACGGCCAGCGCCACCGAAAACGUUUACUGUCUGACCCUUUCCAGUAAAGCCGCCCAUCCCGCCCCGGAUGACACUGCUGACACAGGGGAUCGUGUAACUCUGUGGGUUCUCCUGGGGAUUAAAGAAGGUGAUGGAAAGCCCGUGCGGCUGUGCCUGGGAGUCCACACCUGCUCCGUAAACGGGAACGACUUCUUCCCUCUGCUGCUGGAGUACAUUCCACUAAUGAAGUUCCUCAUUAUACUGUCCUUGCAUUCCUACAAUAAAUGCAACGUGAUCGUAUUGUA